GUGUUAUCGCGAGAAAACCCUCCACUGGCUUCCGGUUAGCUGUUCGUUUACGCGAAGAAGAAGAAGAGCUCUGUUGUUCUUUCUUUUAAGCCGUCAUUUUGGAAAAUUAUCUGGUUGAGAUUUGAAUGCGUACUUGAUUUGGCGACAAAGAGCACACACACCGAGAUGUCAGAGGAAUUGAUGAAACAGUUGAGCAGCUACAAAGCCCAGCUGCAGCAAGUAGAAGUUGCCUUAUCUACCGACCAGGAUAAUGAAGACCUUCUUAAACUCCAGAAGGACUUGCAGGAAGUCAUCGAUUUGACAAAAGACCUUCUGACCUCACAGCCUGCUGAUGCUACCUCUGAUACCAGUGGAACAAGUUCAGUUCCCCAGAAGCAUGGUUGGAAAGUGGGAGACAAGUGUAUGGCUGUGUGGAGUCAGGAUGGACAGGUGUAUGAGGCCGAGAUUGAGGAGAUAGACUGGGACAACAGCACUGCCGCUGUCACCUUCGCUGGAUACGGCAAUGCCGAAGUGAUUCCACUACAGAACCUCAAAUUAGUAGAGGAGGGGAAACGUUUCGAUGAAGAUGGGAGCAUAAAGCCAAAAUCAAAGAAAGAGCAGAUAGCAGAGCAGAGAGAGUAUAAGAAAAAGAAAGCCCAGAAGAAAGUACAACGAAUGAAGGAGCUGGAGCAAGAGAGGGAAGAACAAAAGUCAAAGUGGCAACAGUUCAACAACAAAGCCUACUCAAAGAACAAGAAAGGGCAGGUAAAGAGGAGUAUAUUUGCUUCUCCAGAAAGCGUAAAUGGAAAGGUGGGAGUGGGAACGUGUGGCAUUGCAGACAAACCUAUGACCCAGUACAAUGACACAUCCAAAUACAACGUCAGGCAUCUAAUGCCGCAGUGACUGAAUAUAUUCUGUAUAUAAUACUCCACCGUAUACUAGUUGUAUCGGGGAGUUUCAUUGUGUUUAUACAUGAUUUAUGUUUCCCAAGUAUAGGAAGCAUUGAAAGUAAUUGCUUGCACACCAGUGUUUGAAAUAUUGUUGUAGUUUUCUUAUAUAUUAUCUAGGUACAACAAAGAAUCCACAUCGAAGGGAUUUUCCCGAUACUGGAACAAAGUCACCUGCAAUGUAAAAACAGGGUGUGUGGUUUUUAGGAACAUUCUGUGCCCAGUUUUGACUGAGGCGGAGCUGGAGAGAAGCCUGUAGAUUUGGUGUGUGCAUCUGUGGCUGGAUUUUAAAUUCUGGCCCAUUGUAAGGAAGUCUGGACAUUAAUAAUGAUGUUAAUUUGAAAUGGCAUAAUUUCUAAUUUUAAUUUCUGUAUGUAUAACAGCAAGAUAAAGUUUAUUAUUUUUUUUUUAAAGAUUCACUUCCACCUCAUUCACAGUUUUUACAAUAUAUUUUCAUUGUCGUCCUGUAGGUGGCAGUAAAGAAUUGUACCUUUAUAAAUAAACUCAUGUUAUGAGCAGCCCACUGCAGCUGUUAAUACAA
Mugil cephalus (flathead mullet) is the source of this 1467-nucleotide messenger RNA. RefSeq names its product survival motor neuron domain containing 1 (gene smndc1). Bases 166 to 882 code for a protein of 238 amino acids. The transcript is spliced from 6 exons. Lineage: Eukaryota; Metazoa; Chordata; Actinopteri; Mugiliformes; Mugilidae. Gene Ontology annotation, cellular component: nucleus; precatalytic spliceosome; cytoplasm. The record is from RefSeq and is a predicted model, not a curated record. Gene Ontology annotation, molecular function: RNA binding. Gene Ontology annotation, biological process: mRNA processing; regulation of alternative mRNA splicing, via spliceosome.